AUGGCUUAUGAAAAUUAUGUUCGCGACCUCUCGUAUUUGACAUCUGGUGAUCUAUCGGAUCUGACCCUGAACUUUAGCGACAAGAGCUGGCGGAUUCACAAAGCUCUUGUGGUCUGUCACUCCAAAUGGUUUCAAAAGGCUCUCACCGGCGGCUUGGUGGAGACAAGCAGUGAAGCAAUUACUUUGCAAGACGAUCCAGUAUACACGAAUGCAAUUGACUGCAUGGUGUCAUACAUCUACGAGGCAGGCUACAAUGUCUCUAAAUUCGACACUCUAGAACCUCUCCUUCAUGCACAAGUUACUAUAAUCGCCGACAAAUACGACUGUGCAUCUCUUUGCAAGCUUGCAAAAACGUCAUUUGCAAACACGGUCAUGACUGUCAAUCCCAGCGACUGGGCCGUAAUUGCUGCCUUUGUCUACGACUAUACGACAACUGUACCACCAGCUCAUGUGGAGCUAAGGAACUCGGUCAUCUCUGCCGUUGCGGGUCGCCAUUGGAUGUUAAAAGCAACCCUACGAGAGGAGAGGGUACUCGAUGUCCUACGUUCAAACGCAGACCUGGCAACAGACCUUCUGCUAGGUGGGCGACAUGGACCUAAGUUCGGCUAG
Bipolaris maydis ATCC 48331 is the source of this 609-nucleotide messenger RNA. RefSeq lists its product as uncharacterized. The record is from RefSeq and is a predicted model, not a curated record. NCBI's taxonomy places the organism in Eukaryota, Fungi, Ascomycota, Dothideomycetes, Pleosporales, Pleosporaceae. Gene Ontology annotation, molecular function: protein binding.